CAACUGAGCACCAUUUAUAUUUGGUGAUAUUAAUCAUUUAAUUUGUUGCUGUAUAUAUUCAACCAUCAAACAAAAUGACGGAACGAACACCUGCUCAGUCUACUAUGAUCGGAGGCCAGCGUAUGGCACCAAGGAAACGCGCACAUUCCGAGACCAAUACCGCUGGAACUAGAACUAACCUACCACCAAACUCUGGGUUCCAACACUAUUACGGAUUUGCCACAUCGUCAAUUCAAUUAGGCCCACAAGCUGUACUGCUUCUCGCUGUAUGCUACAUGGGAGCCGUUGUGGUAAUGCACAUAGUUUCAAGAAUUAAGAUGUCUAUUUAAUAAACUAAUGUGCAUUCGCAUUACA
Molecule: messenger RNA, 354 nt
Organism: Babesia bovis T2Bo
Lineage: Eukaryota; Apicomplexa; Aconoidasida; Piroplasmida; Babesiidae
Product: Sec61beta family protein
Exons: 4
Coding region: 75-329 (84 amino acids)
Source: RefSeq, a predicted model, not a curated record